AUGGCGGGUAGAGAACAGACAAUUGCUGAAGUUUUCAAGAGAUUUGGGAAACAUAUCGAUGCAGAGCACCAUGACAAGGCGUAUAGAAAGUACAAAAUACUUUGUGAUCAUGCAAAUUACCUGGCAAAGAGAGAUUUUGAAACGCAUGAGUAUCUGAAGUCCUAUUACGAAGAAAAUGGCGAAAAUUACCCAGCAUGCCUCAGUGACGAUCAAAAGCAAGCAUGCCUUCCUUUAUAUGAUUUUCUGUGUAGUGCAGGAACCAUGCUCGAUUUGACCAAUGUCUGGCCGACCUAUGUUUUUCUAGUGGAGGUGUACAAUAAACAGAACAAAUCUUCGAAAAAAUCGGGCCCUCAUAUCAAACAAACAGACGAUUUUAUUCCCCAUAUUUUGCAAAAUAUGAAAUCUUGUAUGGAUACAGAAACAUGGAAUGCAGCAGAAACCGAGUACUUUGAUCUAAUUCAGAGACAAGAACAAAUGAAACGUGAUCCGGAUUUGGCUAGAGAGAAAGAAUUGUGGGUUUUAAAUGGCGAUGUUGCUGCUCAGAAAUUUCUAGAUAAUAUUGAAUACAUGGAUAGAGCUCUGUAUAUAACAAUUAAAGAAGCGUUGCAGAGGAACUUAGAAGGAAGUCAAGCUACCUGGUGCCAAUAUGGAUCUCUUCUGCAUUCAUCAGAGCUUCUGAGGCGGAGUGAAGAACAAAAGACAAGACGACAUGAAAAUGAAAUUGACGAGUUACGUGAGAAGUUUGAAGAACUGAGAAUGCAAAAUGAAUUAAAAUCACAAGAAAUCGAGGAACUUACAACAAGGCUAAGUCAAGUUGCCAGUCAGAAAGUGGCGACGGGUAAUCCGAACCACACAGAUCUCAGUGAUUCCAAUCGUCCCACUAAAAUCGGGGAGAGAUUUUCAGAGUUAUAUGACAACGAAUGGACCCAUUUGUUUGAAAGUUUACAAUCGGAGUUUGAAGAUGAAAAAGAAAGAAUAAUAAAACUUUGUAACUGUGUGCAGAUGGCAUACAAAUUUUGUAAAGAGAAAAGCGCAAAACAGCUUGAAGAAUUACAAACCUGGACUAUAAAGAUUAUGUCAUAUUGCCAAAACCAGAAAGAAGUGCGUCUAAGAAUAACAUCGAUUUCAAGAAUUACUACAUACGUGGGUUUAUCCAAAAGUAAUGUAACAACUGUGUAUAAAAUCUUGAUUAAUCGAAAGAUUUCAUCAAAACUAUAUAUACUACUACCUCAAUCUAUUUUGACGCUAAAAUCAAAAUUGAUAGGUUUAUUAACCAGCGAAAGCAAAGAUAUCGUUGAGAUGAAAAAAGAUACUCUUUGUCACUUGUUAGAACUAAGGAAACAGUGUUGUUCAAUGUCCCUUCCUAAUAUCCACCAGAUGUUCAAGGAAUCGUUUAAGUUUUUAGAAACAAACGACGAAGCCAUUUUAAAAGACAUUGAAGCAUAUCUGAAAGCUUGUGUAGAAAUCUGUUGGUUUUUGUGUAUUCAGGACCCGCCGAUGGUUCUUAUUAUUCCGGAAAAAGGAGAAACCAUAGAUAAAAAACUGUUUAAGAUGUACAAGACUUCCGGAGACACAGUUGACAUAUGUGUGUGGCCUGCACUCCUUUUAAGUGAAGAUGGUAGCGUUGUAUGUAAAGGUCAUGUUUUACCCCAGAAGUAA
Saccostrea echinata is the source of this 1659-nucleotide messenger RNA. RefSeq lists its product as uncharacterized. The record is from RefSeq and is a predicted model, not a curated record. Bases 1 to 1659 code for a protein of 552 amino acids. Gene Ontology annotation, cellular component: mitochondrial outer membrane. The transcript is spliced from 11 exons. NCBI's taxonomy places the organism in Eukaryota, Metazoa, Mollusca, Bivalvia, Ostreida, Ostreidae. Gene Ontology annotation, biological process: mitochondrial protein catabolic process; mitophagy by internal vacuole formation.